This is a messenger RNA of Thalassophryne amazonica, 1395 nucleotides long. RefSeq names its product eukaryotic translation initiation factor 3, subunit I (gene eif3i). Gene Ontology annotation, cellular component: eukaryotic translation initiation factor 3 complex, eIF3m; cytoplasm. Gene Ontology annotation, molecular function: RNA binding; protein binding; translation initiation factor activity. Gene Ontology annotation, biological process: cytoplasmic translational initiation. Bases 142 to 1119 code for a protein of 325 amino acids. Lineage: Eukaryota; Metazoa; Chordata; Actinopteri; Batrachoidiformes; Batrachoididae. The transcript has 11 exons. The record is from RefSeq and is a predicted model, not a curated record.
UCUUGUUUGAGGCGUGGAUGACGUCACCUCCUUUUCCGCAGCGGCUCCGGCGCCUGAAACGCGAGUGCGCAUCCUUUAUAUCUUUUCCGAAAAGCAACAGAAAAUUCGGGGUAACAUUGUGGAAAAAGCUAUCCGGCAAAAAUGAAACCCAUCUUAUUGCAGGGUCACGAGCGAUCCAUCACGCAAAUUAAAUACAACAGAGAAGGAGACCUGCUUUUCUCUGUGGCCAAAGACACGGUGACAAAUGUGUGGUACUCUGUUAACGGCGAGAGGUUGGGCACCUACAACGGACACACUGGCGCUGUGUGGUGUGUUGAUUGUGACUGGGACACUAAAAACGUAUUAACUGGGUCAGCAGACAACAGCUGUCGACUGUGGGACUGUGAGACUGGUAAGCAGCUCGCCCUACUGCACACCAGCUCCGCUGUCAGAACGUGUGGCUUCGACUUCAGCGGCAACAUCAUAAUGUUCUCCACAGACAAGCAGAUGGGAUACCAGUGCUACUUGAACUUCUUCGACCUCAGGGAUCCACAGCAGAUCGAGGACAACCAGCCCUACACGUCGGUACCUUGUAAUGAAGCAAAGAUCACCAGUGCCGUUUGGGGACCUCUGGGAGAGUUUGUCAUUGCUGGCCAUGAGAACGGAGAGAUCAACCAGUUCAGUGCCAAGUCGGGGGAGAUCUUGAAGAAGGCGAAGGAGCACACCAAGCAAAUCAACGACAUCCAAACAUCAGUGGAUCUCACAAUGGUGAUCAGCGCCUCAAAGGACAACACUGCCAAGCUGUUCGACUCCACUUCUCUGGAGCACAUCAAGACCUUCAAGACAGAGAGACCAGUCAACUCUGCUGCCAUCUCCCCCAUCAUGGACCAUGUGGUCAUGGGUGGCGGGCAGGAGGCCAUGGAGGUCACUACGACCUCCACCAGGAUCGGCAAGUUUGAAGCCAGAUUCUUUCAUGCUGCAUAUGAAGAAGAGUUUGGCAGGGUCAAAGGUCACUUUGGGCCCAUCAACUGCGUGGCUUUCCACCCCGAUGGCAAGAGCUACAGCAGCGGAGGAGAAGACGGCUACGUGAGGAUUCAUUACUUUGACCCGCAGUACUUUGACUUUGAACUGGAGGCAUAAAGAGCCAUUAACAGACAGACGGCUUCACCGGACACCAGACUCUAUGAAAAGGACGAAUGUGUGUUUACAGCCUGACCAGCUCAAAUCGGCUUUAAAACACGCAGCGUGGCGAGUCCUGUAUUAUUUCCUCCACAAAACAGUUCAAACUGAUGCAAACAUUUUUCAGUGCAUGUAGGGAUUUAAGAUUCUUAAAGCCAACAUGUAUUUAAUUGUAUAACAUUAAAUUCUGCUGUAAGCCAUUCCAGGAUUCACAAUAAAACUAUUUUAUUCAAGUGA